AUAUCAAAACAAGCAGGAAAUUAAAAAUGCUAAUUUUAUGCUAUCUGUAUUGGACGUAAACAGCAUUACAGAUUUUUUUCACCAAAUGGAUCACCUUAACGUUCUAAGUCAAUUGGGGGUAUAAAUUGAUCGACUUUCUAGACUAACUCUUAGACAACAAGUGGUAGCAAAAGGUGUAUGAUACUGGUGAAUGCUAUAUCGUACUAAAUUAGCGGUGCCUGUCAUAAAUCACGUAGGGGAUUGAUAAACCUUUGUGAAGAAAUGAUCGUAACAAUGCAGACGUUUAAACUGGCACUGCUAUUAUUCACCUUGUUGAAAGGUGAAGUACAAGCAGCUAAAAAAUUGAAGGAGAUUUUUGCAUGGAAUUACUUCGACUUUGCCUAUCCAACGGAUCAAGAUCGCUAUAACGCCAUGCUAAACGGAGAUUACAUCCCUGCCAACGGCCUUCCAGUCGGCAUUGAGAUUUGGAAUAACAAAAUGUUUGUGACUUUACCCAGAUGGAAGGAAGGGGUACCCUCCACGUUGAACUAUGUCGAUCUUGAUCGAUACGAUAGCAAGUCGCCCGCUUUAAUUCCCUUCCCCGAUUGGAAAUCAAACGAGGCGGGCAACUGUAACAAUGCAUUAACAAGUGUGGAUAGAGUAAAGGUGGAUCGCUGUGACAGAUUGUGGGUGCUUGAUACCGGAACUACGGGUAUUGGAGCUAACAUGAAAAACCCAUGCCCUUACGCUCUAAACGUCUUUGACCUGAAAACUAGUAAGCGUUUAAGACGAUAUCAACUUAGGCCGGAAGACACAAACCCAAACACCUUUAUUGCUAACAUUGAAGUGGACGUUGGGGCAAAAUGCGAGGAUGCUUUCGCUUACAUGAGUGAUGAGCUAGGCUACGGGCUGAUAGUGUACUCGUGGAAUCAAGACACUUCAUGGAGAUUUAAACACGGCUUCUUUUUCCCAGAUCCUUUAGCUGGAGAUUUCAACGUUGGUGGAAUCAACUUCCAAUGGGACGAUGAAGGUAUCUUCGGUAUGAUUCUAUCUCCCUUACAGCAAGAUGGGUAUAGGACGUUAUUCUUCGGCCCACUCGCUAGUAAUCGAGAAUUCGCGGUCUCUACACAAAUUCUGAAUAACGCCAGCAAAGUGGAUGACGGCUACCAUGAUUUUGUCGCUUUGGAAGAUCGGGGACCAAACUCACACGUGACCGCGCGAGCAAUGGAUGACACGGGGGUAAUGUUCUACAACUUGGUUGACAGAAACGCAGUGGGAUGCUGGAAUUCAGUGCUUCCGUACAAACCAGAAUACAUGGCGGUCGUCGAUUCAGAUCAUGAAGGUUUAAUUUUCCCAGUUGAUAUAAAAGUGGACAGAAAUAGGAACUUAUGGGUUAUGUCCGAUAGGAUGCCAAUUUUCUUAAUUAAAGGAAUAGAUGUAAAUGACGUUAAUUUCCGAAUUUACGUAGCUCCCGUAGAGAAUAUGAUUAAGAACACCGUCUGCGGUUUUUAUUAGUAUAUUUUUAUUGUAGUGAUAAUAGCGUAAUAUCAUUGUUUUUAAUUCGGUAUCAUCAACUUAAUUAUUGUCAUUCACAUACCUUAUUUUCAUACUUGAUUAAGCUCCACAAUGAAUUUUCUUAUUAAAUUCAUCACAUUCUGUUGAAUUACAAUUUUGCGUUGUUUGUUUAAUAAAAUAUUGAUCAAGAAAAUAUUGUACCUAUCUAUUGGAUGUGACUUUGCCAACCACUUACGGGACGUGUAAAAGUGGGAAUAAGAGUGUUUCUUAAUA
Molecule: messenger RNA, 1767 nt
Organism: Photinus pyralis (common eastern firefly)
Lineage: Eukaryota; Metazoa; Arthropoda; Insecta; Coleoptera; Lampyridae
Gene: y
Product: protein yellow
Exons: 3
Coding region: 262-1494 (410 amino acids)
Cellular component (GO): extracellular region
Source: RefSeq, a predicted model, not a curated record